AUGCAUCCCGCGGACGUGGCUUACCCUGCAUAUCAAAAGUAUGUGACGGACCUAUACUCUCAUUUCGGUACUCUCGUGGUCGGCCGUUUAUCCGAAUCCUCCGACCAUCGGCCAGAGAGAAACACACGCGUGGCAUUCUCGCAGGAUGUACCAUCUGUAGCUUUAAAUAAAGUUCACUGCACACAAACCCCCAUGUCUUCUGGCGCGCAUCCUACUCGGUCGCCGUCUCCAGCGAAUGAAACGAAACAUUGCGGCCAGAGUGGCACCGAACAAAGACAAACAAAGCAAAAUGGAGCUGUCGGCUGUGCCGUUCGCUCAGCAAGCUAUGUACGAGGCCGCAGAUCCUCUCGUCGAAAUAGCGUCAAACUCUGUUCCGUGAAGACCUUCCUGGAUUUGUCGACAUAUUCAGUCGGCAGAGUACAGAUUGGAAAAAAGGCGCCUGAGCCCGGCCCGCUCCUCCUCCUCUUCCUCUUCUACUCCCGUCUGCAUGAGCACCUGGUGAACGACAGCUGGCGGUCUUCGAAGCGGAUCAGCUCCUUCUUUUCUAGUCCGUAUUCAUUAACGGAAGGCAAAAUUACGAUCAGAGACGCUAAGAAAAUGGCGUUCGAUCUGCUGCUCCACAAGCCGCCGUUCGCACUGUCAAUUCGCCAUGUAGAAGAAGUGUGGGCCUCAGUCGCGCCCCGCCAGGCGCACCUCAACCAUGAUCCGUUCUUAGCAGCGUUGAAUCUAGCCGAGUUCAUUGCAUUCUUUGCUGGACUAGGAGUUCUUGCUGUGACCCGGGCCUCGAUCCCUGGAGUAGCAUCAUACUUCGGCAAGCUUCGCCACUUCAUGCGCAGGUUCUCCAGCGCGAGGGAGGUGAAGAAUCUGUUACUCAAUGCGUACAGGGACACGCACAUCCCCGCUCUUGCUAAGUACCCACUCAAUACGAAAACGGAACUGCCUACGAGGGACCUACUUCUCGCUCUCCCUCAGGGCGAUGUGCGCGCAAUACCAAGUCUGACUCCAGAUCCCGCCGCGUAUGGGUGGCUUCUAGAGAAGUUUGUUUUCGCGAGAGCCAAGCCUGUAUGGCACAGCUUCCAGGGGGCGUUCUUGGACAUGGGAAUCCAGCGGCACAUUCCUUCUUCAGAGCAGCAUGACGUUACACAACGCCCGUACCAUCUCGCGUUGGUGGACACAGUUGCGGCCAGCAAAAAGCACCGUUUUGGAGUGCAAAUUCGGAAUCUCAGUCACUCUCCCGUGACUGUUCAACUGUUUCUACGUAAUCUUGACCCAGUGGAAACCACUAUAAAGCCUAAGACAGUCAUAGUUCCCGGUCAGAAAGUGAUGGUGACGGUGACCGUCAAUUGCAGUCACUCGCCAGGAGAAAGGUUUGGGCUUCUUGUCUUGCGGCUCAUGGCUGGAAAGGAAUUGGAGCAGGUUGUUAAAAUCCCGGUUUAUGUAAAUAUCGCUGACGAAACCAUCCUUAAUUCUGGUGAUACGACCCCGUUACCUCUGCACUCAGCCAGUGACGCCGUAUCGGCUCUAGGAGCGCAACGGCACGUGGCUUUCACGUCGCUCACUGGGCAUCUGCCCCUGCUGGCAAUUCGCCAUGGGGCAAAGGAACUGAGAAAGGCGAUUCAGUACAACCUGCUGAAGCGAGCCGUGCAGCAGCUCAAGAAGAAAGGGAUGCUCGUGGUCGGCCUCGCAGUGCUCUGGGAGGCAGUCCCGUUGGCGAAAGUGACACGAGUGCGAUUGCCGGCACCUACAAACGGAGAGAUGCAAGCACCAGCCCCAGCAGCAACUCAGAUGUCUCCGAUACUUCUGAUGGGACAGAGCAAGCGCCCCUCAAAUCUCGUCGCUCUAUUCGGGAGCUAA
Molecule: messenger RNA, 1854 nt
Organism: Toxoplasma gondii ME49
Lineage: Eukaryota; Apicomplexa; Conoidasida; Eucoccidiorida; Sarcocystidae
Exons: 2
Coding region: 1-1854 (617 amino acids)
Source: RefSeq, a predicted model, not a curated record